AUGGCCUGCGUGGCACAAAAAGCCCAGUGGGCCCUAGUGGCACAAAACAGCCAUGGCCUGGCCUGCAGAGCCCCAAAAUCUGCUUUCUUGACCGUUGGCCCGGUUCCGCAGCAUUUGAUCACGCGCCUCAGUCCUUUACGACAUCCUGACGGUCUUCUGAGUUCGAUGUUGGGUCUCAAGUUUGUUGUCGUUCCUGCUCACCUUAAGAACGGCAUUCUGACGCUGACGUGCACAGCUUUCAUCUCAAAAGCCUACCUGACGACAAAGAGCGAGAUCGUUGCUACAAACAAACCGAAGAUCGCUGAAAACCACGCAACUGUUAGCCAGGAUGGGCCAAUGAUAACUGGUGGCCGCCUAAGAUACCAAGAAGGCAAUGUCGUCAAUGUGAAUUGCACUGCUGUGAAAAGUCACCCACCCGCAGAGUUAAGAUGGUACAUCAAUGAUAAAGAGGCUAACAGAGACUACUUGAGAUCUUACCUUCCCAUCCGUUACCCAGAUGGUCAGGAAUCUACCCUCCUUGGAUUGAGGUUCACAGUCCAACCACGUCAUUUCCAGAAAGGUGAAAUGAGACUCAAAUGUAUGGCCACAUUCUUCAAGGUUACCAAAAAAUGCAGCGAGGACAUGAUCAUCAGUAGUCGGCAGGAAAGUCAAGGACUUACUGUUGUCAUCAACAGAAAUGGCGCAGAUGGUAAGAAUACUAUUCAGACCCUUCUGUGGCUUUUGGCUUAUGUGGUCAUCUUAAUGUGCUUGCGGUAGCAGAGCAAAAGCAUUGAGAGCCCCAUUCAUCAUUUCACUGCUGUGCAGUGGAUAUUGUUAUGACUCUGUGAUUGGAAGUGUGUGUUCCUCCUCCCAGUACCAAGUAUUCAUCACACAAAACAUCAUGAUAUUGUUGGCUGAAACCAAUCUAUAGAACCUUAUUGUAGAUAAACCAACGAGUGUUAACUGAGCCUUCCACGAAACCUGUGAAUGUCUCACCAGUGAUUGUGGAAAAUGUCUUAAAAAUACGUGUAAAGCAUGGACUUUCUGCACUAAUACAAAUUUGUGGGAUUUAAAAACUCUAUAAAGAUCUUAUGGACUACAGUGCGGCAGUUUUAGAGGCUGAGUAUGUUUUGCACCCUGUAUAUAUGACCAAAUAUAAAACCUUUUUCUCUUUC
Molecule: messenger RNA, 1154 nt
Organism: Stegodyphus dumicola
Lineage: Eukaryota; Metazoa; Arthropoda; Arachnida; Araneae; Eresidae
Source: RefSeq, a predicted model, not a curated record